Messenger RNA from Anguilla anguilla (European eel), 3718 nucleotides. It is a transcript of the gene rai14, whose product is annotated as retinoic acid induced 14. Lineage: Eukaryota; Metazoa; Chordata; Actinopteri; Anguilliformes; Anguillidae. Gene Ontology annotation, molecular function: actin binding. Bases 315 to 3065 code for a protein of 916 amino acids. The transcript is spliced from 18 exons. The record is from RefSeq and is a predicted model, not a curated record.
GCUCGGCGGUCACGAGGGCAAAGGAGAGGUGACGUCAGCCUUCCGACCCAGGGAACAAUCAGAGCGUUCUGGAGCCAAAUGGUCCUGGAGCUGUAAUACGUUCAGCAUAGCCAAGCCACCGCCGCGGCGCUGCCGACUUUCAAAUUCACCUAGCAAUCAUUUAUUUUCCUGUUGAUUUGUCCCUCCUACUUUGUUUUCCUCUGGUCACGUAGAGCGUAGAAUUUAUAAAUCAGGUUUAUCGACACCAGUCUUCGUUUCAUUCAACUUUUGUGAAGUGGGUUUUACCGGGACGUGUGGAAGCUGUAUGGGCUGCGAUGAAGAGUCUUAAAGCGAAGUUCCGGAAAAGCGAUGCUCACGAGUGGAGUAAGAACGACGAGCGGUUGCUGGCGGCAGUGGAGCAUGGAGAAGCAGACAAGGUCUCCGCCCUGCUGGCCAAGAAGGGCGCCAGCGCCACCAAGCUGGACGGGGACGGAAAAUCAGCUCUGCACGUGGCGGCCACGCGGGGACAGACGGAAUGCCUGGCGCUGAUUCUGGCGCACGGAGUCGACGCUUCGCUGACGGACGGUUCCGGUUUCAGUGCUUUACACCUUGCUGCCAAAAAUAACCACCAGGAGUGUGCCAAGAGGCUGAUCCAGGGUAAAUGUGUCAUUGACAUGCUGGACAGCUCAGGGAAGACCGCUCUUCAUCACGCGGCGGCCAGUGGGAGUGUCCUUAUUGCCCAGCUGCUCUGUGAGCACAAGAGUCCUGUGAACCUGAAGGAUGCGGAGGGCUGCACUCCGUUGCUGUUGUCUGCUCGCCAUGCCCAUGCGGACGUGUGCCGGACCCUGAUGGACUGGGGAGCCGAUGUGAACGCCUGUGACAAGAGUGGCAGGACUGCGGUGAUGUUGGCCAGUGAGAGCAGCAGUGUCGCUGCGGUGGAGAUGCUGGUGCAGAGGGGAGCAGGCCUGUUGAUGGUGGACUCUCUGGGCCACGAUGUCCUGCACUACGCUAAGCUCUCGGGCAGCUCCCAGAUCAAAGCUCUCCUCUCCAGUGCACUACAGCGCCUCAGAAAGGACUCCGAUACGAUGUCGCCAAAACCACUCCAGCAUGAUUCGCUGGCUCUGGGGGACGGAGACAGGAGCACCACUCCCAAAAAGCGGAAAGCCCCGCCCCCUCCUUUUAGCCCCAUUCAGAGUCCUCAGCUGUCUGAAAUGGCGUCUCCCCCUUACCUGACCCCGAGCCAAACCCCAACAUCGAGUACGAACGUCACGCCCAGGAAGUUUAAUUACCAGGAGGACGAGCUGAAGAGCGAGGUGCUGAAGAGCGAGGUGCUGAAGGAGGAGAUCGAGAAGUUGCAGGAGGAGAAGAGCAUGCUGCUGGAGACCAUCGAGGACCUGAAGCAGAUCGUAGAGCAAACGCAGCCCAAGGCAGGGAAUUGUGGGAGUGAUGAGCCGUCCUUGGUAGCGACGCUGCAGGCGAAGGUUGCUGCCCUCUCUCUGGAAAACCAGCAGCUUGCUCACAUCCUGAAGAAACGCCAGGGGGACGAGGUCCAGGACCACUCCCGACCCAACAGCAUCGACUCCAACGCCUCCUACCACUCCACCAACGCCGAAUUUGAGCCCCCCAGCCAGGACAAAGAGUUCUCCCCAAAAAAGGCUGAGGAGGAGGGGAAGGGAGGGAGCGAGGAGGAGAUCCGGCACCUGAGGGAGGCGCUGGGGAGCCUCCAGGCCAAGCUGCAGGAGUCCCAGCAGGAGAACCGCACCCUGCAGGAGGCGCAGGCCCUGCAGGAGGAGCUGAGGCUGAAGGAGGCGCUGGAGCAGGAGGUGCAGGAGCUGCGGGAGCAGCUGGAGCGGGCGCGGGAGGAGCAGGAGCGGGACGGCCAGCGAAUGGGAGCCCUGCAGGCUCAGCUGGAGGGCGGGGCCGACCGUGUGAGCUCUGAGGAGGUGGAGCAGUUAAAGACCUCCUACACCAUGCUGGUGGAGAGCCUGACGCUGGAGAAGGCCCAGCUGGCCAGCAGCUACAAGGAGGCGCAGGAGGAGGUGAAGAUGCUGCAGGAGGCGCUGCAGGGGGCCGUCCCCGUGGAGGCCGCCGCCCGGGACUUUGAGGAGAUGAAGGUGGAGCUUGGGCGGGUGAUUGACGGGCUGCAGAAGAGGCUGCUGGAGCUGUCGCAGUCGUACAGCGAGGCCCAGGGCGAGCUGAACUCCGCCCGCUCCCAGCUGGAGGCCCGCGCCACGCCCGACCCGGAGCUGCAGGCGCUGCGGCGCCAGGCCGAGGAGGCGCAGGAGGAGAUCGCCCUCCUCAGGCGGGAGGCGGAAGCGCAGGCCCAGGCCACCGUGGCGCUGGCUGACCACACCCAGGUGGUGGCGUCGCUGGGGGGCGCGCUGAAGGAGGCGGAGUCUCGGGAGGAGGAGCUGAAGGAGCGUCUGGCGGAGCGGACGCUGCAGGUGGAGGCGCUGAAGGAGCGGCUGACGGUGGAGAAGGACGCCACGCCCGACGACUCGGUGUCCCGCCUGGAGCACCAGCAGAUGCAGGAGGCCCUGGAGGCCCAGGUGUCCCAGCUCACCCUGCUGCUGCAGGACGCGCUGCGCAAGCAGGACGAGAUGGCCCUGGAGACGGCGGCGGCCUGGCAGGAGGCGCGGGACGGGAGGAGCGAGAGGGAGGCGCUGAGGGAGCAGCUGGAGGCCAGCGAGCGGGAGAGGGCCCAGCUCAACAGCAGGAGCCGAGCCGCUCAGGAGACCGUCGCUGACAUGCGCUCCAGAGCAGAGGCCCUCCUGUCCUCUGAGCAGGACAAGAAGAAGAAGAUCGAGGAGCUGAAUAAGGAGGUGAGUCGGCUGAAGGAGGCGCUGAACAGCCUCUCGCAGCUCUCCUACGCCCCCAAGAGGCAGACCUCCCAGGUGGAGACCCUGCAGCAGCAGGUCAAACAGCUGCAGUACCAGCUGACGGAAUCUAAGAAGCAGCACCAUGAGAUCGUGUCGGUCUACAGAAUGCACCUGCUCUACGCCGUCCAGGGCCAGAUGGAUGAAGACGUGCAGAAGGCUUUGAAACAGAUACUGAUGAUGUGCAAGGUGCCCACAGAAGCCAAGUGAGACUGCGGAGUUAAAGUUUACAUACUGCCUGAGGCAGACGGAGCGUGCUGUCUCUCUGCCCAAAACGUACCCGUGCACUGACCCCAUCCCGCAAGAACCGCAGGACUGAGCCCCGCUGAACAGCAGGCGUGUCGGACAGUCCUGGGGCCGUCCUUAAAUGUCCCUGACUGGGGCUGUCCCCAACAGAGACCCUCAGCCCACAGAACUGGAACGGUAGCACCGAAUCAACCCUUCUGUGUGCAGCAGCUCUGAAGCAGAGAAUCAUGGGAGAUGUAGUCCCUGCAGCUCACCGACAGACCCCUGGGUGUGCUUGACAUGUUAAUUGGGUGAUUACGUGGUUAAAAUUCACAUUUAAAAUAUUUUAAUACGUAUUUUCAAAAAAAUUUAAAAAAGAAGUUAUUUAUUUUUUGAUUGUUGAAAAAGUGCAGUUAUGCAUUUCAAAAAUUUAAAAAAAGCACAUUCAAUGUAUGAGAAGUUCCUCAGACCUCUGAAAAUGCAUGGUUUUUAUGCUUUUUCUAUUAACAUUUUCCUAUUAGCAUGUACAUUUAUAUAAAAAUCAAUAUUUUACAGAGUAUGCCUGUUUUGUAGCUACUCAUACUUUUUUGACAUUCAGACGAGGAAAGAGUGUAGUUGUGUAGAGUGUAGUUGUAUUU